Messenger RNA from Spodoptera littoralis (African cotton leafworm), 2411 nucleotides. NCBI's taxonomy places the organism in Eukaryota, Metazoa, Arthropoda, Insecta, Lepidoptera, Noctuidae. The record is from the annotation of a GenBank genome assembly.
GAUCCGCGGGUCGCGACGCUCAUUCGACUAAUACCUCAUGAGCCAUGUCCCUGUCCACGAUUGUCCGUGUUUACUGAACAGUGUAAAAGUUUUUUAUUUUAUAAGUACUCCAAAUAUAAGUGAUCGAAGCUUUCGUUUUUCAAGGAAAAUGUUUGAUAAUAAAAACACACCUACUGGCGUAGAUAAGGGUGUCUAUAUUAUACACAACGAAGACUUUAAAACGUAAGUGAGUACAUUUUAGUAUGCGUACUUCUCAUUACACUGCACUGUAUUUAACAGAAUGAACGAAGACGAUUCGUUAUUAGUAACUUUAACGAACCGUCAAGGUAUAGCAAUGAGAGAUUCUGUAACGCCUGAAUUAACAUUUAAUUAUAGUUCGCAGAAGAACGCUUUAAACAAUAAUGAAAAAGAAAAUAAUUCUUGUGUGGCAGCCACUGGGACCUGUUUGCAUUACUUGACUAUAGUAUUCCUAGGAUUAGCAUCAUGGGCGGUUCUAUGGUGUGCUUUUGGAGAGGAAUGGAGUUGGAAUGGACGGUGGUUUAAACCAGCGGUGGUAGUGGCUAUAGCUUGGGCGACUGGGGAACUCCUGCAGAUAACCACCACACUCCCACCGUUACUGGCAGCUUUAGUCACUGGCAUGAUCGCACGAAACAUUGGAUACCUGGAUAUGAGACACUAUACUGAAGUUGAUAGCUUUAUGAGAAAAAUAUACCCAUUCAUAAUCCUGGGCAAAGGGUCUCUGGGAUGGAACUUGACCUACAUGAAGAACAAUUGGAAACAAGUGGCUGCGCUAGGAGUGCUACCCUGGACAGCUGAAGUUGUGACCCUCGCUAUCUGCUUGAAUCAACUGCUUGGAUAUCCUUGGAUUUGGGGUUUCCUUCUAGGAUCGAUCUACGCUUCCGUAUCAUGUCCGGUGCUAAUGCCGACGGUAGUGAAACUGACUGCUGGGAAGAACCUGGGUCAGAACUGGCCGCAACUGAUCUGCACAGCAGGUGGAACAGACACCGCCCUCAGUGUCGGUGUGUCUGGCGUCAUACACAGCUUUAUCAUGUACGAGGGCGAUGAUGCGUAUCGGUAUAUUCGGGCGGCGUGUGCGCUGUUCCUAGGCGCAGCUGUGGGCGUCAUGUGGGGCAGCCUCGCCAAGUUCCUGCCCGGGUCACGAGACGCUUACGUCACGGAGCUAAGGGUGCUAUACGUCGUCGUCGGUGGCUUCUGUGCUCUCUUCAUUACGUCACAAUUUGGGUGGGGUGGCACAGGUGGCAUAGCAGUGUUAGCCUGUAAUGCGACAGCAGCUCACUACUGGGCGAAGUCAGGCUGGAAACUAAACAACAAUCCAGCUGCCACCGCAUACCGCAUCAUGUGGUCAUCCGUCGAACCGGCUCUCUUUGCCUUCACUGGAACCUUUUUCGUGAUACACCCAUCAAUAUCGAAGCUGAUGUUGGUUGGUUUCGGCAUACUGUUCGUUUGCCUGGCAGUACGGCUGAUCGUGGCGUUCUUAGUGUGCACUACAUUAACAGUGCGGGAGAGACUAUUUGUAUGCUGCACUUGGGUGCCUAAGUCUAUUGUAGAGGCGGUGUUAUGUCCAGUAGCAAUAAACGCGUUCAUAGCUCGUGGCGACCACAAUGAAGUACAGAUGGAGUACGCGGAAUACAUCAUGAAACUAAUUGUACAGGCCAUAUUAAUAACGACGCCUAUUGGCUUCCUAUUGACCAACCAUUUAGGUCCCAUUCUACUGAAGGAGAAACACAAAAAAUGUGAAAACGAAUCCGAAUCUUAACAAACGAUAUACAACGAAAGGAUCUCAUUUUAACAUAGGUUAUUUAUUUUAUACAAAUAGUUUGUAACAUACUUUAUUGUAUGAAAUAGUAUUACGUAUGUAUAUAAUAUAGUCACAUCGCUGGUCAUCUACAUGACCAGCAUCGAACCACCUCUAACCUCAGAGCUUCGAAAUGUUGGACCAACAUAAUUUUAUAUUUCGAUAAUGGCUAAGUAUUAAACUUAAAUUAUAGAAACGAAACCCGCCAUAUUUAGUAGUAGUUAUUAGUUAAUAUUCAUAAAAAUCCUAUUUCUGUUAUUUACAAUCAGUUUUAUAGGCUUUAUGAAAGUACUUGGAUGCUGUUAUAGACGCUGUAAUUAAUUAAGUACCUGUGAAACCGGCCUUAUUUUUUUUUCAUUCAAGUUUCAUUCUCAGUCAUUAACUUGAAGAAGUAAACUGACCAAUAUACAAAAAAUAUCACAUGGCAUGAUUAAGUGUCGAUUUUAAAAGACAUAAGUAUACCAUGAAAUAUGUUUCUUAUAUUUUAAAAGACUUCAUGCACAUACUAAUGUACAAGGUGGGCUUAAUGCCAUGGGCAUUUUCCUCCAGCCAGACCUUUUGUGACACAGAGAUAAAAACAAUGGUCGAUGCAAGA